Molecule: messenger RNA, 2407 nt
Organism: Sinocyclocheilus grahami
Lineage: Eukaryota; Metazoa; Chordata; Actinopteri; Cypriniformes; Cyprinidae
Gene: ptprr
Product: protein tyrosine phosphatase receptor type R
Exons: 13
Coding region: 151-2085 (644 amino acids)
Biological process (GO): signal transduction; protein dephosphorylation
Cellular component (GO): cytosol; cell junction; plasma membrane
Molecular function (GO): protein tyrosine phosphatase activity; protein kinase binding
Source: RefSeq, a predicted model, not a curated record
UAGAGAGACACAUCGGGGUGUGUGAUCCUCAGCAGAUGCAGAAUUAUUGUAUUAAACAGCCAUCGUUUCGGUGUCUUAACCAUAGAGACACUGCGACCUCGACUGAGUUUCAUAAAGCCAUAAUGUAUUUGUAGUACAAGAAGAAGAAUCAUGUUCGUGAACACGGCAAUAGUCGUUAUUUCUUCAUUGAUGGGAUUGCACGUCACGGGGGGCAUCUCUGUAGACGAUGAAGUUUAUCAGAUACCGCAUAGGCGCAUGGCUAAUGGAUUGACUGGCCCUGUAUACCAGCACAUGGGUGUUCUCAGUCAGGAAAAGGCUUUAGGAUUUAAUGGGGAAUUGCUUCAGGCCCAGUCCCGUGGACGGGUGGCAAAGCUGAUGUCCGCAGUGUUUCUAGAAUCCCAUUUCCAGAGAACUCCACAGAGGCGAUCAGAUGUCAAUUUCCUGCAAAACAUUGACCGUGUGGAGAACAACCCUGUAUCUGCCCACCAUACGGUCACAAUGGAGGAGAAUGAUGACAUUGAGCUGUAUGUGUCGUCUGUUGGAGCAUCAGAACCUGUGGCUCAUGAGGACAUGAUCCGAUUGCUCAACAUCAACCCCCUUCACCACAGCUCUGGGCCGCUUGCCACCACUGAAGCAUCCGCUGAGAAGACUGUUUUCAAAGACCACCAUGAGAAGAACAGCAUUUGGGGUAAAGACGGCUUCUAUGUGCUGGUCAUCUGCCUCACAAUAUUCAUCAUCAUCUUCACCUGUUUAAUGGUGCUUUACCGAAUAAAGGAGAAGGAAUUCUUGGAUCAUCAGCUUAAAGACCCAUCCCCGCCCAGCCGGGACGUACAGCUGGCACCCAUCCCUGUUCAUGGUGCUCAGCCCCCUCUGACCCUCAAGAACAGCAUGGUCCAGGCCAACCAGACAUCCAAACCCAGUGCCACCCAUUCUAUCAGCAGCACAAGCAUCCCGUCCUGUAACAUCAGCAUCCAUCAGACCCAUUCCAGCGUGACGACAUCAGAGGUCCGCAGUACCAGCGUCCCACCCGGCCACUCUGUGGCUGAACUCAAACCCACUGUGUCCUCCACACAUUCACCCUUUAGGAUGAAGUCGGUUGCAGGCCUGCAAGAGCGACGUGGAUCUAAUGUCUCGCUGGUGCUGGACAUGAGUGCUUUGGGUUCGGUGGAGCCUUUGAGUAGUGGGGUUGUGACCCCACGUGAGCGUGCAACUCAGGAAUACCUGCAGUCAGCCGGUCGGGUCCUCUCACGGCAACAGCUUCGUGACAUCACACUGAACACACAGAUGCUGCAUGCAGAGUUUGCCGAAAUUCCAAUGAACUUUGUGGAUCAGAAAGAACUGGAUAUCCCAAAUCAUGGAUCAAAAAAUAGAUACAAGACCAUUUUGCCAAAUCCACAUUCCAGAGUUAUUCUGAAGACUAAGAACUCAAAUGACCUGCUCAGCAGUUACAUUAAUGCCAACUACAUAAGAGGCUAUCUUAGAGGUGAGAGAGCCUUCAUUGCCACUCAGGGUCCAAUGAUCAACACGGUGAAUGACUUCUGGCAAAUGGUCUGGCAAGAGGACUGCCCUGUCAUCAUCAUGAUUACUAAACUGAAAGAGAAAAACGAAAAAUGUGUUCUGUACUGGCCUGAGAAGAGGGGGAUCUAUGGAAGGGUGGAGGUCUUUGUUAAUAAUGUGAAGGAAUGUGACCACUAUAUAAUCCGCUCCCUUAUACUAAAGCAAGGAGGCCAGAGUCGUAAAGUGCAGCACUACUGGUAUACCUCAUGGCCGGACCAUAAGACCCCAGAGAGUGCUGGACCCCUGCUGCAGUUAGUGAAUGAUAUUGAGGAGGACAGGAGAGGCUUUACAUCCUGUGGGCCGGUUAUUGUACAUUGCAGUGCUGGAAUUGGUCGGACGGGGUGUUUCAUAGCCACAACAAUCGGCUGUCGUCAGUUGGAGUUGGAGGGAGUUGUGGAUGUGCUGGGAAUUGUGUGCCAACUUCGGACAGACAGGGGUGGUAUGAUCCAAACGGAGGAACAAUAUGAAUUUGUGCAUCAUGUCUUGAGUCUCUAUGAAAGCCGCCUUCCUGUGGAGCCUGGACAGUGAACAGCUAGAGGAGCUUAAAUUUUCAUACCAAGAGAUCUGCUAUUGCCACGAGCUUUCUGAUUCAGGAGAGAAGGCAGCAGAUAAUGUUUGUGAAGAUGGAGCUUUGAGGAAUUUAGUUAUGUGCGUGUCAAGGCAAGGGUUGCACACAUCACAACUCUGACAUUUUCUGGAAGCUAUUAUUGCCGGCAAAUGUAUUUCUUGUCAUAGAUUUUGAAUAGCCUCUGCCAUGCUUUUUAAGGCCACUAGUGUUAAGUGUCACUGCCCAAGGUCUAGUUCCACUAAAUAAUGCUUUUUUAAAAACAGUAUACACAGCAUAAAUAAU